AUGGCUGUAUUAGAGGCGUUAUUCUUACUCGGCGUGCUCGCGCUUUCCAUAGCGAUCUCCCUCAUCGUUACUGUACCAUUGACGGGUGCACUCGUACGACUUAGGGCCAACUACAAUCCGAGAGGACUUCAGCUUGAUCCUGAAGGAAAUGUUGAACCCCACACGGGUCCUGUGGUAACGUCGUUUUUCGGCAUGCUGAAGAGAGUGAAACGCAUUGAAGGUUGGAGCGGGUUAUACAAGGGAAUGAUGCCGACUUUGCUGGCUAGCGCAGUGCUCACCGCGUUCGCUGUGAUUGCUCUCAACUCUACGAGUGCCAGUUAUCAUGGUAGGGUCAAUCCUCCCUCAGCUGGACCCUUUGGCGUCCUAGCCUACGGAUUGUUCAGCAUGUUGAUUUCUCUUCCGGCUACCAUCAUAACGUAUCGGUCAAUCACGACGCCAUACAAACUUCCAUACUUCCGCCCCAUCUAUUCUCUCCGGAUAUUACUUACACCAACAGAACGACGGAAGCCGUGGAUCUUGUACUUGACUCCCGGACUUCUUCUGUCCCAAAUCCUACAUGUCGUUUACACCGCUUUCAUCCUGCGCGCUCUCAGAUCCUUCUUGGUACCCCUUCCCUCGCCAGGUGACGCCUCGGAUGUCCAUUUCAGUUCUAUCAAAUUUGGCAUAUAUGUGGGUAUUGAGAUAUGGAGCACAGCGGUCCUAUGCCCCCUCGAAGUCUUGGCGACGAAACUGGCUAUUCAGCGUAACCACGCUGCUCCCGAGUAUAAUUCAGUCGAGCAAGAGGUCGAGGAAGACGCUGUUAUGACAGAGGAGUAUACGGAGUAUUCUGGCGUUGAGGAGGACGUUAUCGGCUUGCGGCAUGAAAAAGACCCGUACCUUGGUCUUGUGGACUGCGCAAAGAGGGUGGUUGAUGAAGAGGGCUGGAAAGCUCUCUAUCGGGCCUGGUGGCUCACUAUGUUGGGUGGUGUAUUGAGCGCGUUCGCCAGUGCUGCCCCGUCACUGUCGUAG
Molecule: messenger RNA, 1008 nt
Organism: Sparassis crispa
Lineage: Eukaryota; Fungi; Basidiomycota; Agaricomycetes; Polyporales; Sparassidaceae
Exons: 6
Coding region: 1-1008 (335 amino acids)
Biological process (GO): transport
Molecular function (GO): transmembrane transporter activity
Source: RefSeq, a predicted model, not a curated record